Venturia canescens is the source of this 1456-nucleotide messenger RNA. RefSeq lists its product as uncharacterized. The transcript is spliced from 13 exons. The record is from RefSeq and is a predicted model, not a curated record. Bases 146 to 631 code for a protein of 161 amino acids. NCBI's taxonomy places the organism in Eukaryota, Metazoa, Arthropoda, Insecta, Hymenoptera, Ichneumonidae.
CGUCAGCGAUAAAAAGGGCUUCGGACACAAUUCUGACGGAGUUGCUCGCGACCAAUGAAACUAUACUGUACGCGAAACAAGUGUUCAUCUUUCGUCUUGUCAAAUUCAUCAGAUACUUUGAAACGUGAAGCAUUUUAUAAGCACGAUGGCCAAGAUCUUUCUACUGGUUCUUGUGGGCUGCGUGGCUAUCGAGGCGGCCGUUAUAACGCGGAAAUAUAAUCCGAUGGAAAACAGCGAAAGGAAGCUGGAGAUGGAUAUUUUAAAUGCCAAAAAACAAGCCAUCGGCAUAGGGACAGACAUUGGAAAAGCAGUUGUCGAUACAUCGACUGACUUAACUGCCAGAGCUCUUAAAAUCAAAAAGGAAAAAGUUCGUUUCGCAGGAAAUAUCGUAAACGAGGUUAAGAAAGCCGGAUUCCAAGCGGCGACUGGUUUGACGAAAAUGACUAGAGUGGUUGUUGAGGGUGGCGGGGGUAUCAUCUCAGAGAGUGUUAAUUUUGGAUUCGAUGCAGUUAAUGGAGGUGUCUCACUGGGUAUCGAAGCAAUCAAGGCCACUGGAAAAAUUGGUAGCAUCGUUGUAAACAUGGUGAGUGGAACAGGAAUUGGUCUGAAAAAAAAGUUGGAGGCGGUAUGAAGCGGGUUUAUGACGUGUUUAAAAUCGUAAAUAUUCAAUCAACAUGUUAUAUUUGAACUCAUUAACCAAAAUUCUAAAUUAUUGUUCUUUCAUUCUCAGGUUGUGGAUUCUGGUACCAAAUAGUUUGAUCGAUUAAUUUUGCACCUGGUAAAACGACAACAAGGUUUACAUUACUAAUUAACAAGAAUAUUUCUACAACUUAUAAUAUUUUUUUUUUUCAAUCAUAAGCGAAAUAGAUUUUUAUCCCGCUUGACUUAAAUAGGUCACUUAAAUAGGUAAACGCAGGAUAAAUUAUUCUCAUCGAUAUUUCAAUUGUCGCCGAUGUUAUAUUAUUUGUUACCUAUCAAUGAAUAUUGUUAAAAAAAUGAUUGUAAUGUAUAACGAACUAAAAAAGAUUCACACUCGUAAAAGUAUUCUGAAUAUCCUAUAAAGUUACCAGAAAAAAAGACGAUCGCAGGCUCGGGCUGCUCGAGUUCUGAAGAUUUUAUAAAUCGAUAUAUAGUAGAGGAAAGGAAGCGAAUUUGGAAAAAAAAUAAAAAAUACGUCAACUUAAAGUAUUCUCUGAAGUACUGUAAUUAUUUAAUUAUUAAAGAAACAAAUUUUGAAAAUUUUCGAAAACAAUUGGAAACGCUAUCGCUCCUGUAAAGACUCUCUGGCAACGACUCGUCAUAACAUAAAUGUACUUGUCUCAGAGUCGCUGCCGCGACUCUAGAUACAAAAAAACGUGUAUAAUGCUAUCCCAAAUUAGCUGCACUUACUCUACCUUUCAAUGUAAUAUUGUAUUUAAAUAGUAAAAAAAUACAUAAAUUAAGGCAAAACAUGAAC